Messenger RNA from Triplophysa rosa, 2250 nucleotides. RefSeq names its product EGF-like repeats and discoidin I-like domains 3a (gene edil3a). NCBI's taxonomy places the organism in Eukaryota, Metazoa, Chordata, Actinopteri, Cypriniformes, Nemacheilidae. The transcript is spliced from 7 exons. The coding region runs from base 93 to 1088 and encodes 331 amino acids. The record is from RefSeq and is a predicted model, not a curated record.
AUGUUAAUGAAUGCGAAAGACACCCAUGUAAAAAUGGGGGGAUCUGCACAGAUCUGGUAGCAAACUAUUCCUGUGAAUGCCCUGGAGAAUAUAUGGGAAGAAACUGUCAGUACAAAUGUUCCGGUCCACUGGGCAUGGAAGGUGGAAUCAUCUCCAACCAGCAGAUUACAGCCUCCUCCACUCACCGAGCUCUCUUCGGGCUCCAGAAAUGGUAUCCUUAUUUUGCUCGGCUGAAUAAGAAGGGUCUAGUAAACGCCUGGACAGGAGCCGAGAAUGACAGAUGGCCCUGGAUUCAGAUUAACCUCCAGAGAAGGAUGCGGGUCACAGGAGUGAUAACCCAGGGAGCCAAGCGCAUCGGGAGCCCUGAAUAUGUUAAGUCAUACAAAGUGGCCUACAGCAAUGACGGAAAGGCGUGGAGGACGUAUAAAGUCAAGGGCACGGACGAAGAUAUAAUCUUCCGUGGGAAUAUUGAUAACAACACUCCAUUUGCCAACUCCUUUACCCCUCCAAUCGAAGCUCAGUAUGUGAGGAUCUACCCACAGGUGUGCAGGAGACACUGCACUCUUCGAAUGGAGCUCCUGGGUUGUGAGCUGACAGGGUGUUCUGAGCCAAUGGGGAUGAAGUCUGGCCACAUUCAGGACUACCAAAUUACAGCUUCCAGCAUCUUCAGAACUCUUAACAUGGAUAUGUUCACCUGGGAGCCUGGCAAAGCAAGACUGGAUAAGCAAGGGAAGGUCAAUGCAUGGACAUCUGGACACAGCGAUCAGUCUCAGUGGCUGCAGGUUGACAUGCUUCGGCCAACUAAAAUCACAGGUGUCAUUACCCAGGGGGCUAAAGACUUUGGACAUGUUCAGUUUGUUGGAUCCUAUAAGGUGGCUUACAGCAAUGACGGCGAGAGAUGGUUAAUAUAUCAGGAUGAGAAACAGAAGAAGGACAAGGUCUUUCAGGGAAAUUUUGAUAACGACACCCACAGAAAGAAUGUAAUAGAUCCACCCAUCUAUGCCAGAUUCAUCCGAAUCCUUCCGUGGUCAUGGUACGGAAGAAUCACUUUGCGUGCAGAGUUACUGGGAUGCACAGAGGAAGAAUGAAGACCCUUUACAUUUUUCCCUUCGGUACACUUUGGUCCAUAUUCAAUAUAAACUUUUCUUAAACAUUAAAUUUGAAAUGGGUUUGAUUAUAAUUGUUUUAAUUUUUGUAAUAUGUCUUUUCUUUUUGUUUUCCUAAUUAAGUGGGUUUUGGAUCGAUUAUGUUUUUCAUCUUUAUCCUGUCCUGCUUUUUGUCCUUUUUGUGCCAAUAUUUUUUAAGGUGGGGUUUAUUUCACUGUGGUUUAAGCAGUGGAACAAUAGACAGUGGCUAUUGGCAAUAGCCACUGUACAGUGUCACUUUAUACAAGAACAAAAUAUGAAUGCAAUGCUUCUUGGGCCAUCAAACAAUCAAAACACAUGGGGAAAAACGAACAUUAAUAUGUAAAAUAUGUUUCUACUUUCAUUUUAACAGCAGGUCUGAAUGAAGUUUAAUCAAAGCCAACACUGGCAUUCUUAUGUAGACAAAAAUAUGAUGGUAUUAUUGUAAUAUAUGUAAAACGCAAAAUAACUGCAUGACGCAUACAUAACACUAGAAGUAUAAGAAAGCAAGAUGUAUAAGUUCAGUUUUUCCAAAUGAAGCAUUUUUUCAAUCAUUUUAAUUUUUAUUUAUCUUUUUCAUCCGUGUCCCUGUUCUUUUCUAAAGAAUGCAUGUCCCAUAAUGUAAUGACGUCCGAUGAGCAAGAAAUAGGAAAAAAAACAUGACACUACAAUACUGGAACCACCAAUAAAAUAUAAACCUUAAAGCAACAAUUAACACAAAAAUGAAAAUUCUGUCAGCAUUUACUCGUCCUCCAUGUUAUUCGAAAAACAUAAAAGGAUAAAUUCUUUGUUUAUUUUGUCAAUUCUCCUGCCUAACAACAGCUUUUGUGUUGUAUGAAUGAAAACAGUCUGUAUGGUAAAAAAAGAUCAGGAUGAGUAAAUUUGGGAAGGGGUUAACUGUCCAUUUAGUAACUAGAAGUAAAGACAGUAAAUAGGCAGAUGUCUAAGGUGUUUUUAUCAACACAUUGUUUGUGUGAAAUGUUCAGAUAUCCUUUUUUUCGGACGUUUAUCUAUUACUUACAUAUACUACUGUAUUUAAUUUUCUUGAUUGUAAAAACCUCAGGUUAGAUGUCAUGCUUUUAAGUAGCCUACUUAUACAUACCAAUAAAUCUAACUGUUAAAUGUU